Molecule: messenger RNA, 558 nt
Organism: Branchiostoma floridae (Florida lancelet)
Lineage: Eukaryota; Metazoa; Chordata; Leptocardii; Amphioxiformes; Branchiostomatidae
Product: zinc finger protein 768-like
Exons: 2
Coding region: 1-558 (185 amino acids)
Biological process (GO): regulation of apoptotic process
Molecular function (GO): protein binding
Source: RefSeq, a predicted model, not a curated record
AUGGACAGAACAAACUCUCCGGAGUGGUCUGAGCUGACCUCACGGGAGGAAGAGGAAACGGCAAACGUGAAGAUCUUCUGUCUGCAUCUUAUUCCUAAGGGCCACCUGGCACAGCUCAGGCGGGCAAUGGACGUUUUCGUCAAGCUGAUGGAACUGGACAAAAUCGACCAGGAGAAUCUCGAUUUUCUCAAAGAGAUCUUAGAAGGAAUCGGCCGACAGGACCUGAUUCAAAAUGUUCUUCAGCGGUUCCAGCCGCCUGACCGAGAGAUUCCGGAAAAUCCAGGCCUGCAGCCGGAAAAUCCCGACCUGCAGCCGGAAAAUCCCGACCUGCAGCCGGAAAAUCCCGACCUGCAGCCGGAAAAUCCCGACUUGCAGCCGGAAAAUCCCGACCUGCAGCCGGAAAAUCCCGGCCUGCAGCCGGAAAAUCCCGACCUUCAGCCGCAAAACUCCGACCUUCAGCCGCAAAACCCUGAACUGCAGCCGGGAGACCCCGAAAUUCAAUCAGGGCAAAGCAAUGCAGAAAGAGCAAAUGAAGAAGGUGAGUGUUACUCCACAUAA